Molecule: messenger RNA, 6562 nt
Organism: Trichomycterus rosablanca
Lineage: Eukaryota; Metazoa; Chordata; Actinopteri; Siluriformes; Trichomycteridae
Gene: col5a3b
Product: collagen, type V, alpha 3b
Exons: 67
Coding region: 1-5244 (1747 amino acids)
Biological process (GO): extracellular matrix organization
Molecular function (GO): extracellular matrix structural constituent conferring tensile strength
Source: RefSeq, a predicted model, not a curated record
AUGGUCGGCGCUCCCGAAAUCAGCGACCAGGAGCUGAGAGGAGGUGCAGAGAGACGCCGUGACAGCUCAAUCACCGGCGCUGUUCCCGGCUGUAAUGAGACGCUUAAUACCGCGGUACAACCUCCCAGUCAGGUGGACAUACUGAAGAAACUGGAGUUAUCAGACACGAUGGAGGGCGUGUCGCUGGAGGCGGGGUUUUGUACCAGUCGGCAGGAUAAGGAGGAAGUGGAUCUGGCUUAUAAGAUCGAUAAGGAGAUUCAGAUCAGCGUUCCCACCAAACAGCUGUUCCCGGACUCCGAUUUCCCGGUGGACUUCUCGCUGAUGGCGACUGUGCGGGCGCGGCGUGGUGCUCAGUGUUUCCUGUUGAGUGUGUACGACAGCGAUGGCGUCCAGCAGCUGGGACUCGAGCUUGGACGUUCGCCCGUCUUCCUGUACGAGGACCAUGAGGGACAGCCGACCCCGGACUCCUACCCCGUCUUUAAGAAGGUCAACGUGGCUGACGGCAAGUGGCACAGAGUGGCGUACAGCGUGGAAGGGAAGAAGGUCACGCUCUACCUGGACUGCCAGAAGGUUGCGACCCUCGACCUCCUGCGAGGUGACGAGCCCAGAAUCAGCACUGAGGGGGUCACUGUGUUUGGGAGACGCCUACUGGAGGAGGAAGUGUUUGAGGGGGAGAUCCAGCAGUUGUUAAUAGUCGACGAUCCCAGUGCUGCAGCUCAUUAUUGUCACAACUUCAUUCCUGACUGUGACUCCGCCCUUCCUUACACCAGCCUAUCACUGGACCCUGAGGAGGUGGAGAAGGUUCCCAGGAAGCCAGUUGUUGAGGACUAUGAUGACCUCUACACUGACCUUUACACCGACCUCUCAGUUUCCACAGUUACCGCCGUCCCCAACAUCACUGAUUACGAGGUUGUUGAAUAUGAAGAGGUGGUUAAUGGGACGGAAUACGAGGUGAGGGAUUAUGAGGAAUAUGAAGAAUACGAGGAGUAUGAUGACCGCUACGGACCGGCCACCAGAAACGGAGAAGGACAUUGGAAUGGACAGGUGUCUGCAGAACCCCAGAAAGGACAGAAAGGAGAACCCGCCAUGUUUGUUGAGGGAGCGAUGUUUGAAGGACCCCAUGGGCCACCAGGUCCUGAGGGUCCACCCGGGGAGCCCGGGCCAAUGGGACCACCAGGAGUAAGAGGAGAUCCAGGAGAUCUGGGACCUCCAGGUCGGCAGGGACUUCCAGGGGCCGAUGGUAUUCAGGGCCCACCGGGGACGUUCCUGAUGUUACCGUUUCAGUCUGGAGGAGAUAAAAACCCUGUGGUUUCAUCUCAGGAGGCUCACGCUCAGGCUAUUCUACAGCAAACUAAGAUGUCUCUGAAAGGACCUUCGGGACCGCUGGGUCUCACAGGACGACCGGGUCCAGUGGGCGCACCGGGACGGACGGGGCUGAAGGGAGAGAGUGGCACGCACGGUCUGCCGGGUCCGAGGGGAGUGUCUGGGAUUCAAGGUCCAAGUGGCAAACCAGGGAAAAGGGGACGUGCUGGCACAGAUGGUGGUCGUGGAGAACCUGGAGACAUUGGAGUUAAAGGUGAGAGAGGAUUUGAUGGCCUGCCUGGCCUUCCUGGACACCAAGGUCACCUGGGAGAACCAGGAAAACGAGGCCCCAUCGGCCCACCGGGAGAAACGGGAGGGAAAGGUUCAGAUGGGCAGCCUGGACCAAGAGGCCAAGCAGGAGAGCCAGGGAUUCAGGGACUGAAUGGACAAAGAGGACCUUCUGGACCUCCAGGACUGACUGGAAUUGUCGGAGCUGAUGGAGUUCCGGGUCCAAAGGGUAAUCAGGGACCUGCAGGUGAUCCUGGAGCACCAGGACAACAGGGAAACCCAGGAGUCCUGGGCUUUCCGGGCCCUCAGGGGCUGAUCGGAUUACCAGGAGAGAAGGGACCUCAAGGAAAAAAAGGAAUGAAGGGACUACCGGGCACUGAUGGACCCCCGGGUCACCCAGGAAGAGAAGGACCUCCCGGAGAGAAGGGCUUACCGGGUUUGGUAGGAAUACAAGGUCCUGUUGGAUAUCCAGGUUCCAGAGGAGUGAAGGGUGCUGAUGGUCUUCGGGGGCUUAAAGGAAGUAAAGGAGAAAAGGGUGAAGACGGCUUUUCUGGAGCAAAAGGAGAACUGGGCGCCAAGGGAGACAACGGAGAUCCUGGACCCCCUGGAAUGCGAGGUGAAGAUGGUUCAGAGGGUUUUAAGGGUCAGGCGGGCCCAGUCGGAGAUCUCGGACCUUCAGGCACCGCUGGGGAAAAGGGUAAACUGGGUGUUCCCGGGUUACCAGGUUACCCUGGUCGACAGGGGCCAAAGGGUGGAGACGGGUUUCCGGGGUCUGUCGGUGUUCCUGGAGAGAAAGGACGCAAGGGUCCCGCGGGUUCCGCGGGCACUGCAGGACAGAGGGGACCGAAUGGGGCUCGUGGAGCAAGAGGUGCCCGAGGACCGACCGGAAAAUCAGGAGAAAAGGGCUCAGCAGGACACGAUGGACCUCCGGGACCGACGGGAGAAAGAGGGCCUCAAGGGCCGCAGGGUCGAUUAGGGGAGGUUGGACCAAAAGGACCGAAUGGUCCUGGAGGUAAAGACGGAUUACCGGGUCAUCCAGGACAGCGGGGGGAGCCGGGGUUCCAGGGAAAGACGGGCCCUCCGGGACCUGCAGGUGUGGUGGGACCUCAGGGGAACACCGGUGAGACCGGACCUGCCGGAGAGCGUGGUCACCCGGGAUCCUCAGGACCAGUCGGAGAGCAUGGUUUACCUGGGGCUGCGGGCAAGGAAGGAGCAAAGGGAGAUCCUGGUGCUACAGGAGCUUCGGGGAAGAGCGGCCCGCCUGGACUGAAAGGCUUCCGUGGUAGCCGUGGAAUACCUGGUGGCCUGGGUCCAGCAGGACUAAAAGGAGGGGCAGGACCUGUCGGACCGCCUGGACAUGCCGGCCCUACAGGUGAACGAGGUCCUCCUGGACUGGCUGGAGCGAUUGGUCAGCCUGGACGUACGGGAGCAGUUGGCCCUGCUGGACCAGUGGGAGAAAAAGGAGAACCAGGAGAGAAAGGUCCGGUAGGUCCAGUGGGGCAGGAUGGAGAGCAGGGAGUUGUGGGAUUACCUGGAACCACUGGUCCUCCAGGCCCCCCAGGAGAGGACGGAGAUAAGGGUGAAGCUGGAGGUCCAGGACAGAAAGGAAGCAAAGGAGAUAAAGGAGAACUUGGACCUCCAGGACCAACCGGUUCUCAGGGACCAGAAGGGCAGCCAGGAGCACCGGGUGUGGAUGGGGAGCGUGGACCCCCGGGGCAGCAGGGUAUGUACGGGCAGAAAGGAGAUGAAGGACUACGAGGCUUUAAAGGAGCAACCGGACCAAUAGGACUUCAGGGAAUGCCUGGACCUCCAGGGGAGAAGGGAGAGAGUGGACAAGCAGGACUCAUUGGUAUUCCUGGUCAGAUGGGCCCCCGAGGUCCUCCGGGACCCAGUGGUGGACAGGGUCCACACGGGAGACCAGGGGUACGGGGCCAGCCGGGAGGCGUCGGAGAAAAGGGUGAGGAUGGUGAAGCAGGAGAUCCUGGACCUGUUGGAUUUCCUGGAAGCAUUGGGGAGCGAGGUGACCAUGGAGAAAAAGGUGACACUGGGUCUUCAGGAGCUGCAGGACCAACAGGAGCUCGAGGAAUAUCAGGAGAAGAUGGCGCCAAGGGCAACUUGGGUCCUAUUGGUCUUACAGGAGACCCAGGACCCCCCGGAGAGGCCGGUCCCAAUGGUAUUGAUGGAAUUCCAGGCUCUAAAGGAGACAACGGAGACCCCGGAAAAGCCGGCCCUCCAGGAGCUUCUGGGGAGCCUGGUCCUCCAGGACGACCAGGACGAAGGGGGCAUUUAGGGCAGCCGGGUAAGCAGGGGAAGCCUGGUCUGAAAGGAGAUAAGGGUGCUCUCGGUUAUGAGGGUAUUUUGGGCAAAACAGGACCGGUCGGACCUCAGGGACAUCCUGGUAAACAAGGACCUCAGGGAUUUCCUGGAAUCCCGGGACCAGUGGGGGAGCAGGGCUUAAAUGGACCUUUGGGUCAGACAGGACCUCCUGGACCAAUGGGUCCGUCUGGUCUGCCAGGACUAAAAGGAGACCCUGGCAGGAGAGGAGAGAAGGGUCAUGGAGGCCUGAUCGGACUGAUCGGUCCUCCUGGUGAGAUUGGAGAGAAAGGAGACCGUGGUCUUCCCGGAAACCAGGGGAUACCAGGACCCAAAGGAGACGAGGGUACAGUCGGUCCUUUUGGCCCUAACGGACCUCCCGGCUUUCCUGGACUGUCCGGACUGGUGGGAUAUAAGGGGUCAAAAGGCAGCCAGGGCCCGGCUGGAUCCAUAGGAGAUCCUGGACCUGCUGGUCCACCUGGACCUGCAGGACUCCCUGCUGCAGGUUCCGGCCCCUUCCGCAGGGGCAGACGGCGACGGUAUCACUCCCGGACAGAUGAAGAACGAGGAGAUGAUGAAGGGAUAGAUGGCGCCGUGGAGGUGGAGACGGAUGGAGAGGAGGAUGAUGGGAUGCAGAGUGACGGAGCGGGCGGGGUGUUCGGGUCUCUGGCCGACAUGAGGACGGAGGUGGAGGGGCUGCGCAACCCAAGAGGAACCUACCACAGUCCGGCACGUACCUGCAAGGAGCUCUGGAUGCUUCAGCCCAGCCUUCCAGACGGUGUGUAUUGGAUCGAUCCCAAUCAAGGCGUCCACAAAGAUGCCUUCAAGGUUUACUGUAAUUUUACAGCGGAGGGCGAGACCUGUCUACAACCACACAGCAGGCACCAAACGGUGAAGCUGUCUUCGUGGAGUAAGGAGAAACCAGGAACCUGGUACAGCCAGUUCAGGAAAGGAUCUCAGUUCUCGUAUACAGACGUGGACGAGAACCCGGUACACGUGGUGCAGCUGAGUUUCCUGAAGCUCCUGAGCGCCACGGCGCGCCAGUCCUUCACCUACCGUUGCCAGAACUCGGCCGGCUGGCUCGACGGCACGGCGCUGACGUACGCCAACGCUCUGAGGUUCAGGGGCAGCAACGGAGACGAGCUGACGCACAGGAACACGAACUACAUCCACGCCAGCUACGACGGCUGUCAGUCCCGGUCGGGUCAGGAUCACACCGAGCUCGUCCUGGACUUCCCGGACGCAGACGCUCUGCCCGUGGUCGACGUAGCCGUGUCGGAUUUCGGGAGCGAGAAGCAGAAGUUUGGGUUCUCGGUGGGUCUGGUGUGUUUUAAUGGGUAAAUGAUCAGGACCAGAACGUCAGAGACUCUACACACACACACACACACACACACAGUAUGGUCCACGGCGUGGGUCCACGCCACUCUGGUUUGGGACACGACCACUCGCCGGUGAUUUUGUUUUAUUAGUUCUUUGUGUUUUAUUAGUUAUUUUUUGUGAAUGUGAUCAUGUGAUUAGGUGAUCAUGUGACCACAUACUUUGUGAACUGCCAUGUUUAACUAAACAGGUGAUUUAGUUUUUCUCAGGCGCAAUCCUUUGAAGCAAUACACACACACACACACUAUGUGGCCAAAAGUAUUCGGACGCCUGACCGUGAGCUUGUCGGACAUCCCGUUUCCAUACUGAUUUGGAAAGCCUUCCUAUUAGACUGCGGGAAUUUGUGCCCGUUCAGUCAACAGAGUCAGUGAGGUCAGGUGCUGAUGUUACAAGUGUGUUGAGUUGGGUUGAGCACCUUUGCGUCUCGUUCAAUCAUUAGGGGCGUCCACGCCCAGGUGGCACAGCGGUCGGCUGGGCGCCAUCUAGCGGGCUUAAUCGGCAGUGCCUGUAGCAGACACGGUUCUGCUAGGGCGGGAUGACCGGACUAUGUGUGCGGGGUCUUCGUAAGGACCCUGAUUGUGCCCACCUCAACUGUAAUCAGGGAUCCACCAGCAGAGGGAGACAGAUUGACUGUGCAAAAUGUGUAAAUAAAAUAGAAAAACAGGGGCGUCCACAUACUUUUGGCCAUAUACUGCAUCCACACACACACACACACACACGGAGACGACUCCGUGUUUACUGUACUGUCAUGAUGUUUAUUCUUGUAUACUGUAAUGAGUUGGAUGUUAUUUUAUAUAAACUACGUGUCUGUCCGUCUGAUCGUCGUGUAAUCAUGGUGCUACUUGUUUACAUUCGUCUGUAAGGUGCCUGCAAUGCAUCCUGGGAGUAAAAUAGCUCCCGACGUCCUGCAGUGUUUCAUGUGUACUGAUGUACUGAUGUGUGAAUAAAAAUAAAAUGUUUAUUAUUUUUAGUCAGUUAUAAGAUGAUCUUCAGGGAAACGACUGUAAUAAAGCAGAAUUAUUAUGACGUCACAACACACCCCUGUGUUUAUACACACACACACACACACACACACACACACAUGCUGAGGUCAUUCCUUCCAUCCACAUGGUGCAUCUGAACUCACACACUUUCAGGAGGAGCUGCUGGUAGGAAACCAGAGCUUUGGUCUUCGCUGUGAUGGAUAUUGGACUCUCACUGAAGAUUCCUUCAUAAAUAAAUCAUUUUUAUUUGAUUUUCAGGAUAAUAAGCUCUUUAUUUUUAAUAAUAUAUUAACACCUUC